AGGUGCCCUGAAAAAAUUACAGGACCUUACGAAGAUGAUCCAGCACCGACAUCUCUUGUCCCUGGUGCAGGAUAUCAUAAACGUUACAAUCGAUCCAGAUGCUGGUGCAGAAAGUGGGAGUUGGAUUGGUGGGUGGAAAUUGGAACUGCAGCAUGCUCUCAAGACUUUUGGAGGCUGAACAAAAGAAAGUUCAAGUUCUUUGAGCUAAUGGUUGCAUGGGGUUUUUGCCCCCAUGUACAUGAGCUAGCUGCAUCAGCGGCGAGGUCACUAGCGAUGGGGAAAUGUGAUGUUGCAUUGGUGCUUGGUGCAAGACUUAAUUGGUUGUUGCAUUUUGGCGAACCUCUAAAGUGGGCUAAGGAUGUGAAUUUUGUGUUAGUUGACAUAUGUAAGGAAGAGAUUGACAUGAGGAAGCUGAGUUUGGUUUGA
Molecule: messenger RNA, 426 nt
Organism: Ilex paraguariensis (yerba mate)
Lineage: Eukaryota; Viridiplantae; Streptophyta; Magnoliopsida; Aquifoliales; Aquifoliaceae
Source: the annotation of a GenBank genome assembly